Messenger RNA from Stegodyphus dumicola, 779 nucleotides. Its product is annotated as insulin-induced gene 2 protein-like. Gene Ontology annotation, cellular component: endoplasmic reticulum; SREBP-SCAP-Insig complex. The record is from RefSeq and is a predicted model, not a curated record. Gene Ontology annotation, biological process: cholesterol biosynthetic process; cellular response to insulin stimulus; SREBP signaling pathway. NCBI's taxonomy places the organism in Eukaryota, Metazoa, Arthropoda, Arachnida, Araneae, Eresidae.
GGCAACUGUUUUGGAGAGGGGUUGUAUUGUUUCUCAUUGGCACAAUAUUCACUUUUGUUCUUACUUUGUUGCAAGCACAAAGACGUUUUUCAUCUUUCAAGGACGAAGAUCUAAUGAACAGUAUUCUUUGCUCUAGAUGGUGGUUACCUGUUAUAUGUGGAUCUGGCUCUGCAUUUGUUGGAUUAAUCUGCCCUUUCUUGGAGCAUAAAAUUAAUGACCAGCAUAUGAGAUCUCAAGAAUGGUCACAUGUUUUAAGAUGCAUUGCUAUGUUUGUAGGGAUCAAUGAAGCUUGCACUAAAAUCGAUUUUCCCAGUAAUUUACAGCUAUCAUUGUCACUUUCUGUGUUAUCUGUUGGAUUAUGGUGGUAUUUUGAUAGGACGAAAGUUGGUUUUGGAAUUGGAGUUAUAGUUGCAAUUUUAGCCACAUUUAUCACUCAAAUCCUUGUGCAUCAUCAAGUAUGCUUGUAUUCUGAAAGGGAAUUUCUCUAUGUGAGAUCUUGGUUACCUUGUGUUGUUUUUUCUGGAGGCAUAACAAUUGCAAAUAUUGGAAAGCAGUUGGCAAUGAAUGACUUUGCAGAGAGUGAAAAUAAGUCUCAUGCAGAAUGAAAAUUUAGAAACAUGAAGCUUUUAUUCUUUCCUCCCAACACCCAAGAACAUAACAUCAUAAAGGAUAGUCAAGAGAAAGAAGUCGGUAUUUUAAGAGUAUGCAGAUUAGAAUAAAAAGUUACUAGUAUUCUGUAGAUUUCAGAUAAAAUCUGCUGCUUUGAAAAAAAAAAAAAA